This is a messenger RNA of Alternaria arbusti, 381 nucleotides long. RefSeq lists its product as uncharacterized. Bases 1 to 381 code for a protein of 126 amino acids. The record is from RefSeq and is a predicted model, not a curated record. The transcript is spliced from 2 exons. NCBI's taxonomy places the organism in Eukaryota, Fungi, Ascomycota, Dothideomycetes, Pleosporales, Pleosporaceae.
AUGGCUAGCGAACCCUACGUGGAGAUCUUCAUCGACACACUCAGUUUCCUGUCGCUUGAGGACGCAUCUUCGAAUCUUCAUGUCGAACUUGUUCGAAGAGACGAGGGAACUGCCACUGAUGCCGAAGCACUGGAAUCAGCCAUGCGCGCAACUGUCAAGCGAUACUGGAAGAAUGGCGUAACCCUGGAUUUGGACUCUUGUCGUUUGAAAGUGAACGCCUACGUCCCACAGACGAAGGCCGGUGCUGUGGAUCCAACGGCCAAGUUCAAGGAAGUCGUAGCUGGACUUCAAGACUGUAAAAUCGUGUCCGUAGAUGGACGCGCAGGUCUAGUUCGAGCUCGCGACGCUUUACGCAGAGAGAUUGGCUACAUCAGUCGAUGA